GGACUGACUCUGUUUGGAGAAUCCUCCCUUGUUUCUGGAGCAAGAGGCGGGUCUUUGGAAAGCAGGAAUGCGCUGGAAGUUUUCCUGCAAGCUCCCUUCACAUGUUGAAGAGCGUCCGACCCGCGUCUCAAUAUGGACAUGUGGCCGCUGGUGCUCCUGUUUGUCCAGCUGUGCUUCUGCGCCGGGUACGAAGGGUCAGGACAUUACGCCUAUGGAGACGAUGAGGACUCGUAUUCUCGUAGAUAUAAAGGGACCCCGUGGUGUGCACCCAUUAAGGUGAAACAUGGUGACGUCAGCUGUCGCACCCCGAGAGGAGAACACUACAGGAACGUGAUGGGGACACGCUGUAAAGUCCGCUGCAAGCAGGGAUACGAGGCCCAGAGCUCAGAAGUGGUGUGCAUGGCCAGCAAACACUGGUCUUCUAACUACGCCUGCCGAGAGAUCCGCUGUCCCAAGCUGAACAUGCCCAAUAACGGCGGCUACAAAUGUUCAGACGGCUCCUACUUCAACUCUCGUUGUGAGUUCUUCUGCUCCCCUGGAUUCAGUCUGAAGGGCCAGAAGACGGCAACCUGCCAGCACAACAAGGCAUGGAGUGCCGGAGACCCCACCUGUGUUGAUAUGGAUCCUCCAAAAAUCAAGUGUCCUAAUCUGAAGGAUAAGUGGGCAGAACCAGGAAAACUGACAGCAAGGGUGACCUGGGACACACCGGAGGGUGUGGACACUGCAGAUGGCAUCCUUACAGAUGUUAUCCUGAAAGGGAAACCUUCAAAAUCAGACUUCACAGAGGGGCUCCAUAAGAUGUCCUACACUGUGUUCGACCGUGCAGAGAACAAAGCAUCUUGCCGCUUCACUGUCAGAGUGCGAGUGCGCCGCUGUAACCCACUAUUUCCCCCUGAUAACGGUUAUAUGAAGUGUGACAGUGACAAAGACAAUUAUGGGGCCACUUGUGUGUUUACCUGCACCGGCGGCUACGAGCUGCAGGGCAGCGCUGCCAGGGUGUGCCAGUAUGGACUCACCUGGUCUGGAACAGACACCACAUGUGCAGCCAUGAACAUCAAUGUGGGAGUGCGUACAGCUGCUGCACUGCUGGACCAGUUCUAUGAGAAACGGCGGCUCCUCAUUAUCUCGGCCCCUACAGCUGCCAAUCAUAAUUAUCGCUUCCAGAUGACUAACUUACAGCAUGCCCAGUGUGGACUGGACCUGAGGCAUGUGACUGUAAUUGAGCUGGUUGGGACUUACCCUGCACAGGUUGGCCGAAUUCGACACAGGCUGCUUCCCCCAGGGCUGGCCCUGCAAAUCAGGUUACUGCUCCGGAUUUCACAAAGGGCUUUCCACAUGGUGUUGAUAGACAAGCAGGGCAUGGACAAGCAGCGCUACCCAUUCCCAAUCACAGCGGCUGAAUUAUUCACCACCAUUGACACCUUCCCCAUCCGCAAGGAUGAGAUGGUGCUACAGCAGGAGGCAAGCCAGACCUGCCAAUCAUAAAACACGCCGGGCGUUCAGUGCACUUCCAUGGACUCUCAUCUUUGAUCCUUUUCCUCCUCUAUCACAGCAGACGGGACCGACUCACAUGUCCCCUUUUUCUCUCCAUGUCACACAUUCCUACCUGAACUCAGUCAGCCCAAUAUCCAGAAGUUACAAGUAUGUGUGUGUUUGUAUGCGUCUAUGUGUGUGUGUGUUUGUUUGUGUGAGCAUGUUGUGUGUGUGUGUGUGUGUGACAUCAAAGGUCGGGAUGUCAGCCAUGGUGCUGAUUUGAAGCAAGGAGAUUCAUCGUAAGCAGUUAGUAAAUGAAAUGGGUCAUACAGUACAUUACAAUCAUAUUGAUUCCUGUGUCUUGUCCAUCUGUAUGUUUUAUUAAUAUUAUUAUUAUUAUUAUUAUUAUUAUUGUUUUCAAAGCAGAAAUAUGUUUUGUACAAAAAGUCUUUUACUGUAUGAACUGGAAAGCUCUUUGCCUGUCUAAUAUUUAUGUCCCACUUCUCUAAUAAUGACGUAUUCUGACACUCUCUGGAAUACUGUGUGUGUAUUGUGUACUGUAGAGGACAAUGAUGCUGUUCUGUUGGUACGCUGUACAUCCACGCCUGAAUUAACAAGACACUGAUUAAAUAUGUCUAUCUUGGA
Molecule: messenger RNA, 2118 nt
Organism: Scomber scombrus (Atlantic mackerel)
Lineage: Eukaryota; Metazoa; Chordata; Actinopteri; Scombriformes; Scombridae
Gene: srpx
Product: sushi-repeat containing protein X-linked
Exons: 10
Coding region: 133-1485 (450 amino acids)
Source: RefSeq, a predicted model, not a curated record